Nematolebias whitei (Rio pearlfish) is the source of this 2051-nucleotide messenger RNA. RefSeq names its product decapping mRNA 1B (gene dcp1b). Gene Ontology annotation, molecular function: mRNA binding; enzyme activator activity. Gene Ontology annotation, cellular component: P-body. The coding region runs from base 2 to 1954 and encodes 650 amino acids. The record is from RefSeq and is a predicted model, not a curated record. NCBI's taxonomy places the organism in Eukaryota, Metazoa, Chordata, Actinopteri, Cyprinodontiformes, Rivulidae. The transcript is spliced from 10 exons. Gene Ontology annotation, biological process: deadenylation-independent decapping of nuclear-transcribed mRNA; deadenylation-dependent decapping of nuclear-transcribed mRNA; positive regulation of catalytic activity.
AAUGGCAGCAGCUAGCAACAGCUACCUUGCUGCCAAAGGACUGGAUAUAAGUUUAGCUGCUUUGCAGCGACAAGACCCUUAUAUAAAUAAUAUCGUGGACGUGGCCAGCCAAGUAGCCCUAUAUACUUAUAACAACAGGGCAAAUGAAUGGGAAAAGACAGAAGUAGAAGGUACCCUUUUUAUCUACACAAGGUUGGCAUCUCCCAGACAUGGAUUCACCAUCAUGAAUAGACUCAGCAUGGAGAACUUGACCGAGCCCAUCACAAAAGAUCUGGAUUUCCAGCUUCAGGACCCUUUCCUGCUUUACCGCAAUGCACGAUUGAUUAUCCAUGGCAUUUGGUUCUAUGACAAGCAGGACUGUCAACGUAUUGCCCAAAGGAUGAAGAUUUUGACUCAGCAGGAGCAGUUCGUGGCUCAGUCUCGGGGGGGUUGGUUGUCUCCAGGAGGACGAAGAGCAGCAGGAGGAAGAGCUGCUAGUGGUGGAGGAGAAGGAGGAAAUAAUGAUGCAAGCGCAGUGGACAUUAUCCAGAUGUUGACCAAAGCACGCUCAGAAUAUAACAAGGAAAAUUCUACCUCAGAGCCAAAGGAGAUUGGUGGAAGCAGUGUUCUGUGUGGAAACCCAAACCUGAUCAAACCAAUACCAGUAAAACCGAAUACUCAGGACAGUGAGGGUGCAGAGCACAAGACUCUCUCCUUGGCCACUCUGUUUGGCUCUCAGUCUCAACAUCAGCUUCAACACACUAAAUCCAACGCUGCCCUUCCUGUGACAGCGUCCACGUCUACAGGAAAAGUCACACGCCCACCUGUGGCUCGCACAUUGACCUAUGACGAUGCGGUAAGCUCUGGCAGAAAUGUGACGUCUGCUCCAGGUAACGUCGCCCUCACAGCGAGUUCAGGUGGGGGGGUCGGGCUGGAAGCUGGGGAAGACGAAAGUGUCGUAGCUGCGCUUCAGAGCCCCACUGCAGCUCGUCAGCAGCCGUUGAACCAACCUCAGCACUGUCCGGCCAUCGCAAAGCUAAUGCAGGGGCAGAGGGGGGUCACAGGGGUUGGGGGCGUGCUUCAGACUGUGUCGGAGUCCCCCGAGAACCGGCUGUGCGAUAACGGGGUGCCACUUGAACACCACCAUCACCACCUGUACCACCACCACGAGCACCACCCUCAUCACCACCAGCACCAGCUGCAGCAUGACCCAAUAAAAAGACUUUUCCAAACCCACCCAGCUCCUCAGCUCGCCACCUCCUUCUCCUCCGCUGCUUCUCCUUGUUGCUCCAACCCUCCUCCUCUGCAGCAGAACCCUCUUCUCCCCUCCCAGCUUGGAGCAGAUUCUGUGUCCUGUUCGCACCUUCAAGGGCAACAAACCCAGCCACUUUUAUUCCACCUCACAAAGUCUCAAACAGAAACGCAGAACAACCAUCAGACGUCUUGUACAGCACUGGGAACAGCUCUGUCCUCCCAGAUGCAAGGUGUGGUGUCGCCUCAUGAGCUACUCCACAAACUCCAGCUGGUCCAGCAGGAACAGAACCUGAUCUCUCACGAUCCACCUCGGCCCUAUCCAGGACUGGCGCCUCGAUUCAUGGGGCCCAACCAUCAUCAGGAUGCAGGCUCUUCUUCAGGCACGGUUCCACACCUGACCAUGGCUUCCACAGGUCAAAAGGCUGCGUUGCAGCUUCAGGUCAUCUCCCCCAAGAGGAUACCCGCCACUGUAGCUCCUACUAUGCUCCUUUCUCCCAGUGUGUUCACUCAGACAAAGUUGAGCAGCAGAGCUGCUCAGGACAGCUGCUCUGGUCCCACAAGUCUGUGUAGACCUCCCCUGCAGGACGAGGUCAAAGCACUUUCUAGAAGCCAACUUCAAGCAGCGCUACUGCAUCUGAUCCAGACUGACGGCUCAUUCCUGGACUCCAUCUAUGAAGCAUACGUCAGCCGCUUUGCUAACGACUCCAGCAGCAAGUACUGAUGACUCUUCACACCCUCUGUUUCCACACGCUCCCUGUGCAAAGGCUUACUCUGAAAACUAAUGUGGACGUACCUGCUCCUGCUUCGAUUCACACUCG